Notolabrus celidotus (New Zealand spotty) is the source of this 3083-nucleotide messenger RNA. It is a transcript of the gene tmem181, whose product is annotated as transmembrane protein 181. The transcript is spliced from 17 exons. Bases 146 to 1720 code for a protein of 524 amino acids. Gene Ontology annotation, molecular function: toxic substance binding. The record is from RefSeq and is a predicted model, not a curated record. Lineage: Eukaryota; Metazoa; Chordata; Actinopteri; Labriformes; Labridae.
CGUUUUUUUCUGUCUUUAGGCCGACACAAACAAAACAGCUUCGGCAGCAUUUUCAAUUCUAAGCGGUGGAAUACAACGGACGGACCAUUGUUGUGUCCUGUGGAGGCUGCGGAUUGUUUCAGCAUCGCCAUUUUUCCAUGUAAUCAUGGACAACGACUACUCGUCCGGCUUGGAGAACCCUCUGUACAGCGAGCUGAAAUACUUCUGUAGGAAGAUCCAGGAGGCCUACAAUGAGCUGAAGGAGGAUCUGACCCCUUACCGAGAUGAUCGGUUUUACAGAUCGGCCCCCAUGCGGCUCUACACCUUGUCCAAAAGACACUUCGUCUUGGUGUUCGUGUUGUUCCUGAUCUGCUUUGGCCUCACAGUGUUCAUUGGGAUUGCAGGUCCUAAGAUUAUUUCAGAGCAGGAGCACAAUGGUGAUCAGCUACUUGUCAAAAAUGCCUCAAUCAAGACGGGGCCCUUUAAUCUAGUUUCUACUCCCCUCACCACUUACAACCAGCAGCUAUGGCUCACCUGUGUGAUGCAGGCUGAACACAGCAACAUGGGAGACUUCCAACAGCCUUUUGAGAUCUUUGUUGAGCUGAAGGGAGUGAUGGCAGAUGCCAGCGUGAUGCACAUCAACAAGGUGCACCAGAAAUCCCGAACAUUGCACUGCGGAGAUAAAUGUGAUGAGAUCAUUGUGCUCCACCUGGGCUACCUGAACUACACCCAGUAUCAGGUUAUGGUCAGCUUCAAAGGCCUUGAAAAUAUCACAUAUGAAAUCAAGGUCAAGUUUGCGUGGAAAACAUACAACCCCACAUUCUCACAGGUGGAGAUCUGGUUCCGGUUCGUCUUUGUGGUGCUGACUUUUAUGGUGACGUGUAUGUUUGCACACUCACUGAGGAAGUUUUCAAUGAGGGACUGGGGCAUCGAGCAGAAGUGGAUGUCCGUCCUGCUCCCCUUGCUGUUACUCUACAACGAUCCAUUCUUCCCGCUGUCGUUCCUGGUGAACAGCUGGUUUCCAGGGACAUUAGAUGCUUUCUUCCAGGCUCUGUUCCUUUGCGCCCUGCUGCUCUUCUGGCUCUGUGUUUACCACGGCAUCAGGGUUCAGGGGGAGAGGAAAUGUCUGACGUUCUACCUGCCUAAGCUGAUCAUCGUAGGUCUCCUGUGGCUCUCAGCGGUCACACUGGGCAUAUGGCAAACGGUCAAUGAACUGCAAGACCCUACUUAUCUGUAUAAAGUGGACAUAGCAAACUUCCAGGGCAUGAAGGUCUUCUUCCUGAUUGUUGUCGCCUUCUACAUCCUCUACCUGAUCUUCCUGAUUGUCAGAGCUUGCUCUGAACUCAAAAACAUGCCUUACUCAGAUCUCCGGCUCAGGUUUCUGACAGCGCUGACGUUUGUGGUCCUCGUUAUAAGCAUGGUCAUUCUCUACCUGAGGUUUGGAGCCAAGGCUCUCCAAGACAACUUUGUGGCUGAACUGUCCACUCACUACCAGAACUCAGCUGAAUUUCUGUCAUUCUACGGCCUCCUCAACUUUUACUUGUACACGUUAGCAUUUGUGUAUUCCCCCUCCAAGAAUGCUCUAUAUGACUCCCAGCUGAAAGAUAAUCCAGCUUUCUCCAUGCUCAAUGACUCGGAUGAUGAAGUAAUUUAUGGGAGUGAUUACGAGGACAUGCCUUUACAAAACGGACGCGCCAUUAAAGCUACCGCCAAGUAUCAGGACGAGAGUGACAGCGACUGAUGCCGUCUCCUCCGUCCCGUGUGACAUUCCCCUUUUGUGUCCCCACGUCUCUACACAUUGCCACAGACUGCUGUAUUGUGUGUGUAAAUAAGGAGUAUUUGCUUAGGUGAAGAGAACUGAUUAAGUGUACAUAAAUAUAUUUUUAAAAAAGGAGAAGCUCCACGUCUACUGAAUGUACUGUACUUUUACUAAAAGCUGGGGCAGGUAACCACUCAGACUAUUCCUUCAUUGUUUUUGCUUCGGUCUCAAAGACGACAAGGGAAACAAACACUUGUGUACAAUAAUUUUUUAACCAGUUUGUGAACAUUCAUCAACCAGCAUUUCUUUACCACGCCAGAGUUCAAACUGAACGGGAGAAGUGCUAAUAUCAGUUGGGAUUAAUGUCUCGUAGUGUGAGAUCAUUGUGACUUUAUAUGCUUUGAACCCAUCUUUUCUCUAAACUUGCACUGGGUUCUUUGACACGUCUCUCCACUGAGUCUGAGAUGAACGAGACUUUGACUUAUCCGGCCAAAGCUGAGCGGUGUUAGACUCUAGGUACAAAGAUGAAGAAGCUUCUGCUGCGUUGCACUCCUGAGCGGUACAUUGAGACUCUUAAACUCUUACAGGAUUGAGAAAAGAGGGAAUUCAAGUGCCAUAGCAUUGUUGGCCAAAUCGUGUAGUUUAAAGACUUCUUAAUGAAAAUACAGAGAGAGCCUUAAAUUGAUGAAACACCACUGAUCUCUAACCACUCCUUCUUUCCUUUGAAAGCAGCUCUUUAAUUGCACUUGCUUAAUAAUUGUAUUUAUUUUGCCAAAAAGCUGAAACAUUUGAUACUCUAUCUGACUACCUGGAUGGAUGACUUUAGUAGAAUAUUGUACACUUUCAACAACUUUGUGUAAAAUAACUUCUGAAACAUUUCUUAUUCCAGUGUAUAAAGUAGUUGUAUCAUUUAACAAACAUUUUGCCUUAUGUAAAUUAUUUUACGUCAUGUUAUCAUGUUUCACCUCCUUAUAUUGCCAGCAAUGCAGAGCCCUCUCUGCUGUUUUAUAUCUGACUGGCGCUCAUGGACAAAAACAUCUGUUCUUCUGUUAUUUACAAACAAUUAUCUCCUCAUGUAUUCCAAUCAAGAUGGUGCCUUGUCUUUACAGCGCUCUGUUCGAUGCUAAAUGGGCAGCAGCCUCAGAUUUGUAAAUGCUUCAUGGUUAAAGUACAUUUUUAAUUGUUUCUGUGUGAAUGUAUCUGAGGAUCACUUGAGGUGGUUACAUGAGAUUGUUGUGGGGAGAGGAUGUGUUAGAAGACGCUAUUUCUGUUGCUUUAUGACAUGAAAGCUGUACAUGUAGCGCUCUGUCAUGUUGCGUGUAAAUAAAGCAAAGUUUACACAGUA